Manis pentadactyla (Chinese pangolin) is the source of this 3936-nucleotide messenger RNA. RefSeq names its product transmembrane 9 superfamily member 4 (gene TM9SF4). The coding region runs from base 181 to 2109 and encodes 642 amino acids. Lineage: Eukaryota; Metazoa; Chordata; Mammalia; Pholidota; Manidae. Gene Ontology annotation, cellular component: membrane. Gene Ontology annotation, biological process: protein localization to membrane. The transcript has 18 exons. The record is from RefSeq and is a predicted model, not a curated record.
ACCUAAUGAGUGACCUGACUAUCUAGGCCAGACUACUGAUCAGAAGCUAAAUCUUCUUUGCCCCUCCGCUGACCGCAACUACAGGAGCGAAUGAAGCCAACAGCAGCCCGCGGAGUUUAACUCCGUAACCGGGGAAACACCACUUCCGCUGGCGUCAUCACGGCGACACGUGGACCCAAGAUGGCGGCGGCGAUGGACUGGUUGCCAUGGUCCCUGCUGCUUCUCUGUCUCACGUGUGACACAAGCGCCUUCUAUGUCCCUGGGGUCGCGCCAAUCAACUUCCACCAGAACGACCCUGUAGAAAUCAAGGCCGUGAAGCUCACCAGCUCUCGAACCCAACUACCUUAUGAAUACUACUCACUGCCAUUCUGCCAGCCUAGCAAAAUAACCUACAAGGCAGAGAACCUGGGAGAGGUGCUGAGAGGGGACCGGAUUGUCAACACCCCUUUCCAGGUUCUCAUGAACAGCGAAAAGAAAUGUGAGGUUCUCUGCAGCCAGUCCAACAAGCCAUUGACCCUGAACGUGGAACAGAGUCGGCUCGUAGCUGAGCGGAUCACAGAGGACUACUAUGUCCACCUCAUUGCCGACAACCUACCUGUGGCUACCCGGCUGGAGCUUUACUCCAACCGUGACGGCGAUGACAAGAAGAAGGAAAAAGAUGUGCAGUUUGAACAUGGCUACCGGCUUGGCUUCACAGAUGUCAACAAGAUCUACCUGCACAAUCACCUCUCAUUCAUCCUGUACUACCAUCGGGAGCACCUGGAAGAGGACCAGGAGCACACGUAUCGCGUCGUCCGCUUCGAGGUGAUUCCCCAGAGCAUCAGGCUGGAGGACCUCAAAGCAGAUGAGAAGAGUUCAUGCACCCUGCCUGAGGGUACCAGCUCCUCGCCCCAAGAGAUCGACCCCACCAAGGAGAAUCAGCUGUACUUCACCUACUCUGUGCACUGGGAGGAGAGUGACAUCAAAUGGGCCUCUCGGUGGGACACUUACUUGACCAUGAGUGAUGUGCAGAUCCACUGGUUUUCUAUCAUUAACUCAGUUGUGGUGGUCUUCUUCCUGUCCGGCAUCCUGAGCAUGAUUAUCAUUCGGACCCUCCGGAAGGACAUCGCUAACUAUAACAAAGAGGAUGACAUUGAAGACACCAUGGAGGAGUCUGGGUGGAAACUGGUGCACGGCGAUGUCUUCAGGCCCCCCCAGUACCCUAUGAUCCUCAGCUCCCUGCUGGGCUCAGGCAUUCAGCUUUUCUGUAUGAUCCUCAUCGUCAUCUUCGUGGCCAUGCUUGGGAUGCUGUCACCCUCCAGCCGUGGCGCUCUCAUGACCACGGCCUGCUUCCUCUUCAUGUUCAUGGGGGUGUUUGGUGGAUUUUCCGCUGGCCGCCUGUACCGCACUCUAAAAGGCCAUCGGUGGAAGAAAGGAGCCUUUUGUACAGCAACGCUGUAUCCUGGCGUGGUUUUUGGCAUCUGCUUCAUACUGAAUUGCUUCAUCUGGGGAAAGCAUUCAUCAGGGGCUGUGCCCUUCCCCACCAUGGUGGCCCUGCUGUGCAUGUGGUUCGGGAUCUCCCUGCCCCUUGUCUACCUGGGCUACUACUUUGGCUUCCGCAAGCAGCCAUAUGACAACCCUGUGCGCACCAACCAGAUUCCCCGGCAGAUCCCCGAACAACGAUGGUACAUGAACCGGUUUGUGGGCAUUCUCAUGGCUGGGAUCCUGCCCUUUGGUGCCAUGUUCAUUGAGCUUUUCUUCAUCUUCAGUGCAAUCUGGGAGAAUCAGUUCUAUUACCUCUUCGGCUUCCUAUUCCUCGUUUUCAUCAUCCUGGUGGUGUCCUGUUCACAAAUCAGCAUCGUCAUGGUAUACUUCCAGCUGUGUGCAGAGGACUACCGCUGGUGGUGGAGGAAUUUCCUGGUCUCCGGGGGAUCUGCAUUCUACGUCCUGGUCUAUGCCAUCUUUUAUUUUGUUAACAAGCUGGACAUUGUCGAGUUCAUUCCCUCUCUCCUCUACUUUGGCUACACGGCCCUCAUGGUCCUGUCCUUCUGGCUCCUCACGGGCACCAUUGGCUUCUAUGCAGCCUACAUGUUUGUCCGCAAGAUCUACGCUGCAGUGAAGAUAGACUGAUGGGGGUGGACCAUGGCCUGGCCCACCCUGUCCACGGACAGGAAGCCACCCUGCGUGGGGAACUGCAGGCACACAAAAUAAAAUAACUCCUGCUCAUUUGGAAUGUAGCUCCUGGCACAGUGUUCCUGGAUCCUGGGGCUGCGUGGGGGGGUGGGAGGGCCUGUAGAUAAAUCUUGGAUUUUUCUUCAUCAUCUUACUCCAGUUCUGUGAGGGAUGAGUUGUGUUGUGGGUUGUUUUUUCUCCAGUGCUAAGAAAGUUCUCCAGCAGGAACUCUCAGACCUGUUUAUUCAGGUUUAUUUUUUUGGUUUGGGUUUUUUUCCUUAUUUUUUUUUAACAAAUGGAUCCAGGCUGGAUACAUCUACCAAGACACUGGGUUUUGGUCACCGUCUCCACCUCAGUUCCUCAGGGCUGUUGGCCACCCCACAACUAACUGGAAGAGGAAACGCCGAGCCUCCUGGGGCUUCAGUGAGGCUUCUGAGCCUCCCAGCCUGUCCUCACCACUGAUGCCGUGACAAAGCACAGCUCUAGCCGGGACAUGCAGCCUCAGUGCCAACCAGCCUCUACCAGCCCCCUUCCCUCCCUCUUCUCUCCUCCCCAGCCUCUUACCACGGCUGCCCGAGGCAGGGCUUUGAGCCAGGCCUCUGGGUCACCUUGUCACCAGGAGCAAGCCCAAGUCUUGGCUGCUACAAGGAAAUCCCCUGGAAGUACUGGGGGCCAAGUGCCCCAGGACAGCAGGAAUCCUCUGUGUUCAGAGCAGUGGGAGUCUGCUGGACUAGAGAAGAGACUUGCAGUGAACUCUUUUUGUGCCAAGAAACCCUGGAUCUGGGGCCAAGUAUUUCCAGAGCCAACCCAAGCGUCCACAUGUUUGUGUCUGGGAUGAGGGCCCUCACUCCUCAGGAUCGCUCCCCAGCCCUUUCCUCGGGGGAUUGCUGCUCCUGGCAAAAUGUGCUGGUGGCGAGCCCUCUCCUCCCUGACUUUCAGGGCAGAACAAGGCCUGGAGACUGCAGAUCCCUUUAGGCGGCUGUGAAGAAGCAUUCUGCCCCUGACAUCCCCCAGCCUCGGUGCCCAUACAGUUAUUAGCCAGACCCGACUCUCCGACCUCCACCUCCUCUCCAAGUUCUUGCCUCCUUAUGGGGACAAGCAGAAGAGUGCUGGUGAGAAGGAAGGUGGGAGGGGGAGGUAAGUUCUGUUGCUCCUUUCCCAAUUCCCAGGAGCAGGCGAGGAGCCUAAGUUAAUAGGAGGGAGCUAAAUGGCAGGCCUGGCUCCUCCAUCAGCAUCCACUCUUCCCAGUCCUCUGCCCACCCCACGCAUGCACACAAGCAUUUGCUUUUAAGUUGCAAGAGACCAAGCCUACCCUGGAAUUAGGGUUUAAGUAACAUCCGAGCAUGCCUGCUCAGCCCCUUUGGGACUCCCACCACAAGACAAACCUCGGGAUGCUGGUUAAACUAGGAACCCCCCACAGACCCUCCCCACCCCAAUUCUCCCAGCAGCCCCUACGAGCUCCAGCAGUCAAACCAGUGAACUUCUCAACCUUGUGUCACAGUGACUCCAUAGUGCCAAGCAGUGUCCACCAAGAAUCAGGUUGGAGAAAAGGGAACCCAAGCAGUACAGAAUAAUAAUGGAGUCUGUUGUUCAUUCAAAUCUCAGAUUUUUUCCCCAAGAGAUGCUCUUUUUUGGGGGGAGUGGGGAAAUGGACUUCUCAUAAAGGGUUCAAACAUCAUCAAUUUUUCUGACUUUUUUAAUCAUCAUCAUUAUUAUUUUUAAUUAAAAAAUGCCUGUAUGCCUUUUUUUUGUCCAAUUGUAAAUAAAAUAUGCCAUUGUCCUGUU